CCCAGCCUCCCGCCCCUCACCCCCAACCCUCCAAGGGGCCGCCAACCAAACCACCUCACAAGCUGCGGACAGCGGCCCCGACCUGAGAGGGAGAGAGCGACCGACAUGGCGGCGGCCAAGCCCGAGAACCUCUCCCUGGUGGUGCACGGACCCGGAGACUUGCGCUUGGAAAACUAUCCUAUCCCUGAACCAGGCCCAAACGAGGUGCUUCUGAAGAUGCAUUCUGUUGGAAUUUGUGGCUCAGAUGUCCAUUACUGGCAGCAUGGUCGAAUUGGAGAUUUUGUUGUGAAAAAGCCAAUGGUGCUGGGGCAUGAAGCUUCAGGAACAGUUGUAAAAGUGGGAUCAUUGGUCAGGCACCUACAACCAGGUGAUCGUGUUGCCAUCGAGCCUGGUGCUCCUCGAGAAACCGAUGAGUUCUGCAAGAUUGGCCGAUACAAUCUGUCACCUACCAUCUUCUUCUGCGCCACGCCCCCCGAUGAUGGGAACCUCUGCCGGUUCUACAAGCACAAUGCUAACUUCUGCUACAAGCUUCCUGACAAUGUCACCUUUGAGGAAGGGGCCCUGAUUGAGCCACUGUCUGUGGGGAUCCAUGCCUGCCGGCGAGCUGGAGUUACCCUGGGGAACAAGGUCCUUGUGUGUGGAGCUGGGCCAAUUGGACUGGUCAGUUUGCUUGCAGCCAAGGCAAUGGGCGCAGCUCAAGUAGUGGUGACUGAUCUGUCAGCCUCUCGGUUGUCUAAAGCCAAGGAAGUCGGGGCUGAUUUCAUCCUCCAGAUCUCCAAUGAGAGCCCUCAGGAAAUAGCCAAGAAAGUGGAAGGCCUGCUGGGCAGCAAGCCAGAAGUCACAAUUGAGUGCACAGGGGUGGAGACCUCCAUCCAGGCCGGCAUCUAUGCCACUCAUUCCGGUGGGACCCUGGUGCUGGUGGGGCUGGGCUCUGAGAUGACCAGUGUGCCCCUUGUGCACGCAGCCACCAGGGAGGUGGACAUCAAGGGCGUGUUUCGAUACUGCAAUACAUGGCCAAUGGCGAUUUCAAUGCUUGCAUCCAAGUCUGUGAAUGUAAAGCCCUUGGUCACCCAUCGGUUUCCUCUGGAGAAAGCUCUGGAGGCCUUUGAAACAUCCAAAAAGGGUUUGGGGUUGAAAGUCAUGAUUAAGUGUGACCCCAACGACCAGAAUCCAUGAUGUGAAUUGAGCUCUGUCGUUGUCCCCACUCUCAGCAUGUUGGGGUUCAGUGGUUGACUGGGAGUGGUGGAAGUUUCUUUUGAGUAGUUAGAAUAAUUAAAAUAAUUCAUUGUAAACAGAGAGCCUUAUGCUGGGGAGUUGUACCUUAAAAACACAAGUAAGGAGAAUUUGGGGGAACUUGUAGUCAGGAUGACCUGUUUAUGCUGAUCAAAGUUCAAGUAGAGCAGAGCUUGGCAGACAGGUGCUGGGAACUCCCUUUCUUCCUGGAGUGCCUGGAAGUUGAAUAAGGAAAGAAAUCUGCCCAUUGAAUUCCUGCUUCUAGUGUGACUGUGGCCAGAUGGGAGAUGGUAGCUCAGGUAAGAAGAGACCAUUUACAACUUUAUCAAGACUGAAGUGGCCCCGAAGCUGAUUUUCACAAAAAUCUGAGCUCCGGGUUGAGGGUGAAAGGGUGUAAACAGUUCUACUUCAGAGCACAGUGCCUCUCCCCCGACACGAGGGCUGUUUGCUUUUAUUACAAAAGGAAGAAUAAGGGAUUCACUUUCCUGGAUCUAGGAUAUAUACAAAUCAAACAAAUAAAAUCGCAGUCUCAUGUGAAAUCAAACCAGCUUGUAUUCCUUAAAUGUAGAAACAGACCAGGAACUUGGCAGCACUGCUCUUCAGAUCCUGAGAAUUCUGUGUGACUUAUUUUGCAAGAUGAAGAAUCACCUUCCCAACGUGCCCCACCUGCACCCUUUUGCACAUUUGGAGGCAGCCACUGCAGGCUCCUUUGUUACUAGGCAACCAGGAGGUGCCUACCAAAGGGUCCUCAUGGGAGACCUUAAAUUCCGUUCAGACUAGCCCAGGAGAGUUUGGGCAGUACACCUGUCUUACCCCACAGGACUAGCAUGCCCUUCUAGGCUCAAAGUUCACUAAUGAUUAUUAGACAGUUUGUUUAGUUCCAGUCUUUAUGAGCAGGAAACUUUUUCCCUCCUCAAAGCCAAUUAAAGGUCUUGGUACCUUUCCAUCUGUUUGAGUGAUAGCUCCAACCUUGUCUAUUUUAAUUAUGGGAUUUUCCUUGGUAAGAUUGGUGUCUGAAUCACACCAUGCCAUUUGUGACUUUGAGGUUACUGGUCACGAAUGAAGAUGCAGUAGCUGGGACAUGAUUUGGGCUGCAGUCCUACCCCUCAGUUCAGCUAGGGUUGGCGGGUGAGUUUGAAGAGGUUCUGGUUUUCUUGUGACCA
Molecule: messenger RNA, 2396 nt
Organism: Budorcas taxicolor (takin)
Lineage: Eukaryota; Metazoa; Chordata; Mammalia; Artiodactyla; Bovidae
Gene: SORD
Product: sorbitol dehydrogenase
Exons: 9
Coding region: 106-1176 (356 amino acids)
Biological process (GO): D-sorbitol catabolic process
Molecular function (GO): zinc ion binding; L-iditol 2-dehydrogenase (NAD+) activity
Source: RefSeq, a predicted model, not a curated record